UACACGUGAAGCUCAAAUGGAAAAAUAAUAAAUUAUAGUUCUUUUUUCCCCUUUUUGUAUAAAGAACUAAUAAAUUUUCCUUGUCUUCAGAUAUCAUCAUAGGAUAAUACUCGAAAUAAAACAGCAGUCUCUCAUUGUGCUUUAUUUUUUCACUCCACUUUCUCAACAUGCACUCAUCUGAUUAACCAAACAGAUGAUAAUAAGUUUGAGGUUUUCCUUGGAGGCAUCUAAUUUGCCUUUUUCUGUUUUCUUUAUGUCAUGAUUAGAGACAAAAGAGAAGUUUCUACGAAUAAAGUGGUGUUAGAUUCAUUGAACCUGGACAGCAUUUGGGUUCUUGCAUCCUGUUCCUCUUGAAAGGUGAAUUAGCUGUUCUUUUCUAGCAUGGACCGUUCUAAUGUCGACGCAGAAGAAAGAAAAGAGAUGGACAUAAGGAGCUUUUCAUCUUCACAACACAACCAAACACCCUAUAUUCACAAGGUUGGAGUCCCUCCAAAACAGGACAUUUUCAAAGAGUUUAAGACUACCGUGAAGGAGACUUUCUUUGCGGACGAUCCAUUACGUUGUUUCAAAGAUCAACCGAGGUCUAGGAAGAUUGUACUCGGUUUACAGGCAAUAUUUCCAAUACUAGAGUGGGGUAGAAACUAUAAUUUUAGAAAAUUCAGAGGUGAUCUUAUCUCUGGUCUCACCAUCGCAAGUCUUUGCAUUCCUCAGGACAUUGGCUACUCAAAGCUUGCAAAUUUAGCUCCUCAGUAUGGAUUAUACUCCAGCUUUGUUCCACCUCUAGUUUACGCCUUCAUGGGCAGUUCAAGAGACAUAGCCAUAGGGCCUGUGGCUGUUGUGUCACUCUUGCUAGGGACUUUGCUCCGGAAUGAAAUUGAUCCCACUACAAAUCCAACCGAGUAUCUGAGGCUCGCUUUCACAGCAACAUUUUUUGCUGGCAUUACUCAGGCUACUCUUGGGAUCCUAAGAUUGGGCUUCUUAAUAGACUUUCUAUCUCAUGCUGCUGUUGUUGGAUUCAUGGGUGGUGCUGCCAUCACAAUUGCCCUUCAACAGCUUAAAGGAUUUUUGGGCAUAAAAAAGUUUACUAAGAAAACAGAUAUCAUUUCUGUGAUGCAAUCAGUGUUUCAUUCCGUCAACCAUGGAUGGAACUGGCAGACAAUUCUCAUUGGAUCAACCUUUUUAACUUUCCUUUUGUUCGCGAAGUACAUAGGAAAGAAGAAUAAAAAGCUGUUUUGGGUACCUGCAAUUGCUCCUUUGAUUUCUGUCAUUCUUUCGACUUUCUUUGUCUACAUUACCCAUGCUGAAAAGAAGGGAGUUGUCAUUGUAGGAUACAUUGAGAAAGGAAUAAAUCCUCCAUCUGUCAAUAAAAUAUAUUUCACAGGUGACUAUCUCUUAAAAGGGAUGAGGACUGGUAUGGUAGCUGGCGUGAUUGCAUUGACGGAAGCUGUUGCAAUUGGAAGAACCUUCGCGUCAAUGAAGGACUACCAGUUGGAUGGAAACAAAGAGAUGGUGGCACUUGGAACUAUGAAUAUCAUUGGCUCGAUGACGUCCUGUUAUGUAGCAACAGGUUCCUUUUCUCGGUCAGCAGUAAAUUACAUGGCGGGCUGCCAAACAGCAGUUUCCAACGUUGUCAUGUCCGUCGUCGUGUUCUUAACUUUGGAAUUCAUAACACCUCUUUUUAAGUAUACUCCGAAUGCAAUCCUUGCUGCCAUCAUCAUCUCAGCUGUACUCGGCUUAAUUGACUAUGAAGCAGCAAUUUUGAUUUGGAAGAUUGACAAAUUUGACUUUGUUGCUUGCAUCGGGGCAUUUUUUGGCGUGGUUUUUGCCUCUGUUGAGAUUGGUCUUUUAAUCGCGGUGACAAUAUCAUUUGCUAAGAUUCUCCUCCAAGUCACAAGGCCGCGAACAGCUACUCUUGGUAGGAUACCCCGGACAAAUGUAUAUAGGAAUAUUGAACAAUACCCCGAGGCAACCAAAGUUCCUGGUAUAUUGAUUGUUAGAGUUGAUUCUGCUAUAUACUUUUCAAACUCUAAUUAUAUCAAAGAAAGGAUAUUGAGAUGGCUAAUGGAUGAGGAAGAACAUUUAAAAGCAGCUGGCCUUCCUGGAAUUCAAUUCUUGAUCGUUGAGAUGUCGCCUGUUACUGACAUUGACACCAGUGGCAUUCAUGCCUUGGAAGAGUUGCUAAGAAGCCUAAACAAGAGAAAUGUUCAGCUUGUUCUGUCGAACCCCGGUAGAGUGGUGAUUGACAAGCUACAUGCAUCCAAUUUUCCAAGUCAAAUUGGUGAGGACAAGAUAUUUCUCACAGUUGCUGAUGCUGUGCUAACCUGUUCACUAAAAUUGCCUGAAGAUGUUUAAACAUUGUAAACAAGAACUAUACAAUGUAUGUACAAGAAGGCAAGGGGGAAAAGAAAAAUCAA
Lycium ferocissimum is the source of this 2414-nucleotide messenger RNA. Its product is annotated as sulfate transporter 1.2-like. Gene Ontology annotation, molecular function: secondary active sulfate transmembrane transporter activity. The coding region runs from base 382 to 2352 and encodes 656 amino acids. The record is from RefSeq and is a predicted model, not a curated record. The transcript is spliced from 14 exons. Gene Ontology annotation, cellular component: membrane. NCBI's taxonomy places the organism in Eukaryota, Viridiplantae, Streptophyta, Magnoliopsida, Solanales, Solanaceae. Gene Ontology annotation, biological process: transmembrane transport.